AUGUUGGGCUGCCGGUGGCUGCUGGCGCUGCUGGCGCUGCUGACGGUGGGGUUUCCCAACCCGGGGGGGGCCGAGGAGGGGCUCCGCUUCCCCUCCCACGACGGAGCGCCGCGGGUUCUGUCCGUCACAGCCAGCAAUUACCGCGCGGCGCUGCGGGGCUCCCCGGUGGUUGCGCUGCUCCUUCAUCGGCCCGGGGGGACGCGGAGGGAACGGGAGGAGCGCAGGGAUGUGGAGGAGCUCAUGAUGGAGCUGGCGGCGCAGGUGCUGGAGGACAAAGGAGUGGGGUUUGGCUUCGUGGAUGCGGAGAAGGAUGCGGCCACGGCCCAGAAGUUGGGGAUGACGGAGGAGAACAGCAUCUACAUCUUUAAGGGAGAUGAGGUGAUUGAGUACGACGGCGAGCUGUCAGCCGACACGCUGGUGGAAUUCCUGCUGGAUGUGCUGGAGGACCCCGUGGAGUUCAUUGAGGGUGACCAUGAGCUGCGUGCGUUCGAGAACAUUGAGGAGGACCCCAAAGUCAUCGGAUACUUCAAGGGGGUGGAAUCAGAGUAUUUCAAAGCCUUCUCGGCGGCAGCAGCAGAGUUCCACCCAUACAUCCCCUUCUUUGCCACCUUUGACCCCAAGGUGGCCAGGAAACUGACCCUAAAGCUCAACGAGAUCGACUUCUAUGAACCCUUCAUGGAGGAACCACUCACGCUCCCCACACCGCCCCAGGGCAAAGAGGAGAUCGCCGCCUUCGUGGAAGAGCACAAGCGGGCAACACUGCGGAAGCUCAAACCUGAGAGUAUGUAUGAGACAUGGGAGGAUGACAUUGAUGGGAUUCACAUCGUGGCCUUUGCAGAGGAGGACGAUCCUGACGGCUUCGAGUUCCUGGAGACGCUCAAGGAGGUGGCGCGGGACAACACUGAUAACCCCGAACUCAGCAUCAUCUGGAUCGACCCCGAGGACUUCCCGCUGCUCAUCCCCUUCUGGGAGAAAACCUUCGGCAUCGACCUCUCCCGGCCCCAAAUCGGAGUGGUCAAUGUCACAGAUGCUGACAGCGUGUGGCUGCCGAUGGCGGAUGAGGACGACCUUCCGGACGCGGCGGAGUUGGAGGAGUGGAUCGAGGACGUUCUGGAGGGGGAGAUCAGCACUGAGGACGAUGACGAUGACAACGAUGACGACGCCGAUGACGAUGAUUAGGGUCACUCCGUCCCUGUCCCCAUCCCUGUGCGUGGCCAUUAAAGUCCCCACAGAGCCACACUGGGCUGUGUGACUGCGGGGAUGUGGAAGACGGGGUGCGGGGGGGCAAAAAUGUCCCUAUACGGGGGGUCCCAAUGUGUGUGGGGAGGGAGGGGGACACCCCAGGGAUGGGGGCACCCCCAGGGAGGGGUACACCUCUGAGAAUGGGGACAUCCUGAAGGGGAUGGGGACAUUCCUGUGGGAUGGGGACGCUCCAAAGGGGCAGGGACACCCCUGGGGGAUGGGGUCACCCCGAAGGGAU
Molecule: messenger RNA, 1480 nt
Organism: Phasianus colchicus (ring-necked pheasant)
Lineage: Eukaryota; Metazoa; Chordata; Aves; Galliformes; Phasianidae
Source: RefSeq, a predicted model, not a curated record